GGUUUACCCUGCAUCGGACGAACUUCAACCUCGUCGUCUUCUUUGUUCUUCUCCUCUUCUCCGCCUGCUACUGAAACUCAUUCGCCAGGGGAAAGCAUGACAUGAGACGGCUUCCUCCUCUAGCUUCUAGGGCUUCCACCGCAGUCACCGCCCUCCCCGACGAAGCAUUCGCUCCCAAGAAUCUCGCCCCAAGUAAUCCUCCCUCGAGGUCCCAACCCAAACCACCCGUUCGGCGGGAACGCAUUGGCAAAGCACAGGAAGCGCCGGGCAGAGGUAAGCCUUUGCCGCGCGACGCCUUUCCUAGGAAAACCCACGAUUCACGUGACGAGCAGAUCGACCGCGGUUACAUUUCUCGGGUCCUCUCGAGAAAAGACUGGUUCUUGCUGCUCACCCACGAGCACCGAGCGAAGAGGGCGGCGCUGAGCGCGCAGUCCGUCGCGAGCGUCUUGCGGAAUCAAGAAAACCCGGUACACCCUUUGAAAUUUUACAUCUGGGUAUCGGGUUUCAGCCCCGCGCUCGCCAAGAAUCGAUCGGUGAAGGCUGUUUUGGCCGAUGUGUUGCAUAGGAAGGGCCCUGUUGUAUUGUCGGCUGAACUGAUUCGGGAUAUUAGGGAUUCUGGCGGGCGGUUCACGGAAGAUUUGCUUUGCGUGUUGAUUGGCAGCUGGGGCAGGUUAGGAUUGGCUAAGUACUGCGAUGAGGUUUUUGGGCAGAUUUCGUUUCUGGGGUUUAGUCCGACUACUAGGAUAUAUAAUGCGGUGAUUGACGCGUUGGUGAAAGCCAAUUCGUUGGACAAGGCUUAUUUGAAGUUCCAGCAGAUGGCUUCUGAUAAUUGCAAACCGGAUAGGUUCACUUAUAACAUACUUAUUCAUGGGGUUUGCCGAGCUGGCGUGAUGGACGAGGCGCGUCGCUUGGUUAAACAAAUGGAGGGGAUCGGUUAUAAGCCUAAUGUGUAUACGUACACGAUACUUAUUGAUGGUUUCUGUAAUGCAAAAAUGGCUGAUGAAGCCUUCAAGGUCAUAGAAACCAUGAGGAAAAGCAAUGUGCCUCCGAAUGAAGCCACUAUCAGAUCAUUGGUUCAUGGAAUGUUUCGAUGCGCUGAUGCCAAGAAGGCAUUUGAGUUGUUAUGUAGCUUUGUGGUGAAGGAACCAGGCUUGAUCAAUUCAACUUGUGAUACUUUGCUUUUUUGCCUUUCAAACAAUUCUAUGGCAAGAGAAGUAGCUGGUCUUUUGAGAAUGUUUGGUGAUAGAGGUUAUGUCCCUGAUGGUCCGACUUUUAACAUGGCUAUCGUUUGCUUGGUGAAAGGCUUGGAUCUGAAUGAGGUGCUUGAGCUACUUGAUAGAUUUAAUGAGAGAGGUGUGAAGCCAGGGUUCAGUACUUAUUAUGCACUUAUUGAAGCACUAUACAAGGCAGGAAGGGUUGAGGAUGGUGAUCGGUACUUAAAUCGGAUCUAUGAGGAUGGGCAAGUCUCAAAUGUCUUUUUGUACAAUAUGCUGAUUGACUGCUUCUGCCGAACCAAAAUGCUGGGCAGGGCACUGGAAACUUUGAGAGAAAUGCAAAAUAUUGGGAUUGCACCUAAUCUCGUGACUCUCAACACCAUCAUUAGUGCACAUUGCAAGGAAGGAGACAUGAGAAAAGCCCAGGAACUGCUGGAGAUGGUUUUUCAGUUUGGUUUUAAACCUGAUGUUGUCACUUUUAGUGCAAUAAUUGAUGGAUUUUGUAGAGUAAACAAGAUCGAAGACGCACUUGAUUGUUUUGCAGAAAUGAAGGAGUGGGGCGUCCCUCCAAAUGCUAUCACUUACGGCAUAUUGAUCCGAUCCUUGUGUUUUACUGGAAAUGUUGGGAAAUCAUUGACACUGCUAAGAAAAAUGCAAGCAGAUGGAAUUAGUCCAGACAUUUCUUGUUUCAGCGCACUUAUUCACAGCUGUUGUAAGAUAAAUCGUGUUGAGAGGGCUAGGAAGCUCUUCUUUUCAAUGUUGACAUUGGGUUUGACUCCUGAAAAGCAGACCUACAAUGCUUUAAUUAAGGCAUUGCAGGAAUCAGGGCGAGCUGAUGAGGCCAAGGAGCUUCUUGCCACGGAUGGAAAUGGAUGUGCACCUCAUUAGAGUGCAAGCAAUUUUCUAGAGGCCAAAAUCUGAUAAUGACAAUUUAGAGAGGCAAACAAUAGAGAGUAAAGAUAUGGAUAAGCAAGAGAUCUUUUCAAAAGUUAUCUCUAUUGUAUAGGGGAGGUUUUCAAGGAUUGUUAUUACUGGAGUUUCAUGAGUAUGUUCUCCAUUGUAAAACAUCGAGCCUGAAGGCAACUCAACUAGAUAACAUCUGACGUUCUGUUUUCUUGUGGCAUUCACUACUUCAAGAGCUAGAGCUUGAAUCUGGUUGCUUUUUUUUCGGUGGGCAGAAGAAUCCAGAAAAUAGCUCUAACCGUUGAUCCAACUGAUUGUCAUAAGUAAUUUGCCAAAGUCAAGGACUGGAAAUUGUGAAUUGGCAUUGUCUCACAAAGGCGAAAAGUGAACUUCAAUCAUGGGAACGUUGAAUACAGGAAGCCACCCUGAUAUUCUGUGCUUAAAGUUGGCUUUAGGGGAUCGGAAGAUCAAUGUUGUCAUACGAAGAUGUGCCAGACUCAUUCCAUAAGCUUCCACUUCAGAAAACUUGGUUACUUGGCAGAAAUGAGAGCUGCCCCGGCGGGCUUUGCACGGAGAAGCAUGAUAAGAAUCUAAAAUUAAUGUGGUUAAUGACCAUGGAUAUUAUACUGUUUACAUUGUGUGUAAUGCGGAUAAAGUUCACCUGUACGCCAUCACCGUUUAGAUUAUUUGAUCAUCUUAAUCCGUGGACAGAUGCAGACUGAGUUUCUUGUGGGCAUGCUGUACCACAUUUGUCCCUAGACAUGUUAACUGGUUUCGAGAACGGAGAACAUCACACGUGGGGGUUUGGUCUACGUCUUUUACUAAUAAUUUAUAUCUCUGCCCUUUGUUUGAUUUGAA
Eucalyptus grandis is the source of this 2975-nucleotide messenger RNA. Its product is annotated as putative pentatricopeptide repeat-containing protein At3g16890, mitochondrial. The transcript is spliced from 2 exons. The coding region runs from base 102 to 2102 and encodes 666 amino acids. Lineage: Eukaryota; Viridiplantae; Streptophyta; Magnoliopsida; Myrtales; Myrtaceae. Gene Ontology annotation, molecular function: protein binding. The record is from RefSeq and is a predicted model, not a curated record.